UUUCUAGUUCCACAAUCUAACGCUAAAAGUGCUCGAUGAGGUUCGGAUAAUUUGACAAAAUUUUUUUGUCGGUAAAUUCUUUUAAACUUGCGUGGUUGAUAAUUCGCUGUUGUUGUUGGAAGUUUUGUAGUUUUUAAGGUUCCUAUUAUUUCUUAUCAAAGUUUUUGGUUCCUCAUUUUCCUCUGUAUCGUUAAUGUUUAUAAUUAGGCAAGACCAAAAACUGGUCGUGCUUGGUGGGUUGCAAUAAGCACUUCUCCAUUGAAAUGAUUGGCAGGGGUAGUUAGUUGCAAUGAUAGAAGGUGGUAGAAUCCGGCUGAAGACAUGGCAGCAGGCGGCUGUGGCGGUGGGUUCGGCGGUGGGGGCAUUGUUGGACCCACGAAGAGCGGAUUUGAUAGCGGCUCUUGGGGAGACAACUGGAAAGCCUGCUUUUGAGAGAGUUCUUCAGAAGAUGAAGAGUUCCCCUGAAGGGAGGGCAGUACUCUUGGAGCGCCCUCGCGUUUUAUCUGCAAAUGUAGGACAUGCUUGGGACCUUCCAGCAAACACAUUUGGUGCCGCCUAUGCAAGAUUUAUGGGAUCCAGGAAUUUUUCACCAGAUGAUCGACCUCCUGUGCGAGGGGUACCCACUCAUGGUGGACGCUACAUUCAAUACAAUAUCUAUGGUAAUCUCUUUGAGGUUUCAAGAAAGUAUGUCCCUCCUAUUCGCCCUGUGGGUAGAGGCGCUUAUGGUAUUGUUUGUGCUGCUGUAAAUGCAGAGACAGGUGAGGAAGUUGCCAUUAAGAAGGUUGGCAAUGCAUUUGACAACAGAAUAGAUGCCAAAAGGACCUUACGAGAAAUUAAGCUUCUUCGGCACAUGGAUCAUGAAAAUAUUAUGUCUAUUAAAGAUAUUAUUCGACCUCCACAGAAGGAAAACUUCAAUGAUGUGUACAUGGUUUCUGAAUUAAUGGACACAGAUCUGCAUCAAAUAAUACGAUCCAAUCAACCAUUGACUGAUGAUCAUUGUCGGUAUUUUAUGUAUCAGUUGUUACGAGGGCUCAAAUAUGUGCAUUCAGCAAAUGUUUUGCACCGUGACCUAAAGCCUAGCAAUUUGUUAUUGAAUGCCAAUUGUGACCUUAAGAUUGCAGACUUUGGUCUUGCUAGAACUACAUCUGAAACUGAUUUUAUGACUGAGUAUGUGGUUACUCGAUGGUAUCGAGCUCCCGAGUUGCUUCUUAAUUGUUCAGAAUAUACAGCAGCCAUUGACAUAUGGUCUGUUGGAUGCAUACUUGGUGAAAUCAUAACAAGACAACCCCUCUUUCCUGGCAAAGAUUAUGUUCAUCAGUUGAGACUGGUCACAGAGCUGAUAGGUUCACCCGAUGAUGCCAGCCUCGGAUUUCUACGAAGUGAUAAUGCUCGAAGAUAUGUAAAACAGCUUCCACAAAAUCCAAAGCAAAACUUUUCUGCUAGAUUCCCCAACAUGUCUCCUGGUGCUAUUGAUUUGCUAGAGAAGAUGCUUAUCUUUGAUCCAAACAGGCGUAUUACAGUUGAUGAGGCAUUGUGCCACGCAUACAUGGCACCUCUUCAUGAUAUCAAUGAGGAGCCUGUUUGCACCAGACCUUUCAGUUUUGACUUUGAGCAACCAUCGUUCACUGAAGAAGAUAUCAAGGAGCUCAUCUGGAGAGAAUCUGUGAAGUUCAAUCCUGAUCCACCAGUUUACUGAGCUUUUGUAUUUACUGUGUAUAUGCUAGUGAAAUAUUUGAUGACCAAGUUAUAUACAUGUUACAAUACUGCUUGGCAAGUUGCAGCUCACAACAGGAUAUGCAACAUGUUUGAGAUUCUGAGAUUCACUGAGGUUGUGAGCUUUCUUUCAUUUCAGUCUCCAUAAUCAUAUUGUUGAGAUGUGCUGUGGAAUGGAUCAGAAGAUGUGCUGCAUCACUAAGGUUUCAGCAGAAUAUCAAAGAAUUCCCUUCUUCUUGUACUAUUAUCCUUCAUUUUAGACUUGGGCACCAUAGUUUAGUGAACUGUUUCUGCCAGUUUUUCUAUCCUUAUACCAAGGAAAAUACACAAGAAAACUUCUCAUUUGUGGGGACUGACAUGAUCCAAUUGUAUGGCAUAAAAUAUAAUGGUUUGGUAGUAUGCAUGGUUUAUAAAAUUUCCAUGUUUG
This is a messenger RNA of Abrus precatorius (Indian licorice), 2140 nucleotides long. Its product is annotated as mitogen-activated protein kinase homolog MMK2-like. Bases 290 to 1696 code for a protein of 468 amino acids. Gene Ontology annotation, cellular component: cytoplasm; nucleus; mitochondrial inner membrane. The transcript is spliced from 9 exons. The record is from RefSeq and is a predicted model, not a curated record. NCBI's taxonomy places the organism in Eukaryota, Viridiplantae, Streptophyta, Magnoliopsida, Fabales, Fabaceae. Gene Ontology annotation, biological process: protein phosphorylation; intracellular signal transduction; ubiquinone biosynthetic process. Gene Ontology annotation, molecular function: ATP binding; MAP kinase activity.